CUAUGCACUAAAUGCAAUAAGAAGGAAUUUAUCGGCAUUAAUAAUUUUUUGACUGCAUGCAAAAAUUAUGCCUACGUCGUUCUUGGUCAAUUUUUGCUGUUGAAGAAGCAGAAAGACCUCUUCAUGGAAUGGCUAAAAGAAGCCGCAGGCGUCUCGUCACAUCAUGCGGAGGCAUGCUUUAAUUGCCUUAACGAAUGGUGCGACCAACAUCUGUGA
Molecule: messenger RNA, 216 nt
Organism: Soboliphyme baturini
Lineage: Eukaryota; Metazoa; Nematoda; Enoplea; Dioctophymatida; Soboliphymatidae
Source: the annotation of a GenBank genome assembly